This is a messenger RNA of Beta vulgaris subsp. vulgaris (sugar beet), 963 nucleotides long. Its product is annotated as NAD(P)H dehydrogenase (quinone) FQR1. The record is from RefSeq and is a predicted model, not a curated record. The transcript has 4 exons. Lineage: Eukaryota; Viridiplantae; Streptophyta; Magnoliopsida; Caryophyllales; Amaranthaceae. Bases 135 to 746 code for a protein of 203 amino acids. Gene Ontology annotation, molecular function: NAD(P)H dehydrogenase (quinone) activity; FMN binding.
CUAUAAAUAUCCCCAAUCCCCUGUCUUUUCUUCUUGUCAACGCAUUUCAAUUUCUUCAUUUCGCAUUCGCUUAACUCCAACGACGUAAGAGAGAGAAAAUUUAGAGAGAGAAUCAACUUCAAAUUACUCUGAAAAUGGCGACCAAAGUCUACAUUGUAUAUUAUUCCAUGUAUGGGCACGUACACAAGCUAGCAGAGGAGAUCCAGAAGGGAGCUGCAUCUGUAGAAGGUGUUGAGGCUAAACUCUGGCAGGUUCCUGAGACACUUACAGAUGAGGUCCUUGGUAAGAUGAGUGCACCGCCAAAGACUGAUGCUCCAAUCAUUACCCCAAAUGAGCUAGCUGAUGCUGAUGGCUUUAUAUUUGGCUUCCCUACAAGAUUCGGAAUGAUGGCUGCCCAAUUCAAGGCUUUCCUUGACUCAACUGGGGGUCUUUGGAGAACUCAGCAGCUUGCUGGAAAACCUGCUGGGUUAUUCUUUAGCACAGGAUCUCAAGGUGGUGGACAAGAAACCACCGCUUUGACAGCUAUCACUCAGUUGACUCACCAUGGCAUGAUCUUUGUCCCAAUCGGCUACACAUUUGGUGCCGGCAUGUUUGAGAUGGAGAACGUGAAGGGUGGAAGCCCUUAUGGUGCUGGUACUUUCGCCGGAGAUGGUUCAAGACAGCCUACAGAACUUGAAUUGGAGCAGGCUUUCCACCAGGGAAAGUAUAUCGCCACUAUCACAAAGAAGCUUAAGGGAAGUGCUUAAUGAAUUCUGAUAAUCACAAACAUACAGCGGAUCAUACUCAUUACUCAUUCAGAUUCACACACUAUUUGUUUUUCAUUACCAUCUUCAAUCGUUAUUUUUAUGCCUUUUCUGUGUUUGGAAUAAAAGCUUUCUAUUUGUACUUUUGAAUGAUAAAAGGUUAUGCUAUUUAUUUUUAUGUGGUGCACGGUGCACCACAAAGAAAAAAAAUUAUCCGCAA